AUGAUGCGUGAGGUGCAGGACAAGAGCAGCGAGGCCUACCAGAGGCUCAGCUGGGAUGCGCUUUGGAAGAGCAUUAAUGGGCUGGUGAACAAAGUCAACGCCACCAACAUCAAGAAUAUAAUCCCCGAGCUCUUCUCGGAAAACCUAAUUCGCGGGCGGGGUCUGUUCUGCAGGUCAUGUAUGAAAUUGCAGAUGGCGUCGCCGGGAUUCACAGAUGUUUUUGCUGCGUUAGUUGCCGUUGUGAAUACCAAGUUCCCAGGAGUGGGUUUACUUCUAUUGAAAAGGGUUGUCUUACAGCUCAAGAGAGCUUAUAAACGGAACGACAAGUGUCAACCUCAACUACUUGCUGCAACAAAAUUUAUAGCUCAUCUUGUGAAUCAACAAGUAGCACUUGAGAUUAUUGCAUUAGAGCUUUUAACAGUGCUGUUGGAAAACCCUAGCGAUGAUAGUGUGGAGGUGGCUGUAAAUUUUUUUAAAGAAUGUGGAGCGCUGCUUCAGGACUUCUCCCCUCAAGGUCUCCAUGGUAUUUUUGAACGUUUUCGGGGAAUACUUCAUGAAGGAGAGAUAGAUAAACGAGUUCAAUUCUUGAUUGAGGGCCUUUUUGCAAUAAGGAAAGCCAAAUUCCAGGGAUUUCCUGCUAUCCGCCCAGAAUUCAACCUUGUGGAGCAAGAAGAGUAAUUUACCCAUGAGAUAUCCCUGGAAGAUGAGAUAGACCUGGAGACAAUCUUGCCAAAUCCACAAUUUCUGGAUGAUGAGAAGGCAUUUGAGAAUAUUAAGAAAAAUAUCCUUGGGAUGGAGUCUUCUGGAGAUGAAGAAGGGUCUGACGUAGCCUCAGACAAUGAAGACGAAGAAGAAUCUGAAGAGGAGGAAGAAGAGAAAAUGAAAAUAAAAGAUGAGACCGAGACAAAUCUUGUUAAUUUACGGAGAACUAUUUAUCACACAAUCAUGUCAAGUGUUGAUUUUGAGGAGGCUGGUCAUAAGUUGUUAAAAAUCAAACUUGAGCCUGGUCAAUAG
Phoenix dactylifera (date palm) is the source of this 1014-nucleotide messenger RNA. NCBI's taxonomy places the organism in Eukaryota, Viridiplantae, Streptophyta, Magnoliopsida, Arecales, Arecaceae. The record is from RefSeq and is a predicted model, not a curated record.